This is a messenger RNA of Trichoderma aggressivum f. europaeum, 1089 nucleotides long. RefSeq lists its product as uncharacterized. NCBI's taxonomy places the organism in Eukaryota, Fungi, Ascomycota, Sordariomycetes, Hypocreales, Hypocreaceae. The transcript has a single exon. The record is from RefSeq and is a predicted model, not a curated record. The coding region runs from base 1 to 1089 and encodes 362 amino acids.
AUGACCCUCGUUACGGCAAUCCCGGAGCAUUUACAGGUCGAACGAGCCAUUCCGGCCUCUACGCCGGCCAACUAUGAGCCUCCUUUCCCUGCAUACAGCGCCCAGUUUGCCAAGGAUGUCUCAAGUUUGGUAAUGGCCGUCAUUGGUGCCCAGUUCCCUAGCAAGACGGGGAAAGAAGCGGCUGCCAUCUCCAAGGUGAACUCGUUUUUGGCAUUUCCUGGUGAAGAUGGAGAGAAAGCCCUUGGUCCAGAGUUUUCUGAAUGGGCAGCCGUGACUGACCACAAGGGCUAUUACAACAUCACUGCUCUUGCUUAUUGGAAAAGCGAGGAGGCGUACCAGAAAUGGACAACAAAAUCUGGCUUUAGGUCCUGGUGGGAAAGCCUUGAUACGCAGGAACAAGAGAAUGGCUGGUUCCUCGAAGUCUUCUUCCCAACCAUGGACAGGUUCGAGACGGUAUUUUCCAGCGGGGAGAUUCCUGAGGGAGCAGCCGAAAUGCGAGAUGGAGUUGUCGGACCUAUCAAGGAGCACGUCUACUGGGGAAGCAUGCGAGAUCGUCUGGCAGUUGCGCAGACAGACGCCCUCAAAGGCGAAGAGUUCCUCAGGGCCCCUGCAGAACAGGCACCAAAUGGAAAUCUGUCUCGGAGGAUCCGAGUCCCUGGCAAGCAGAACCUGGCCAUCAUUCGCUCAGGGCAAGACUGGGCCGACACGGCACCUGAAGAGCGGAAGCUGUACGUCAAGACGAUGCACCCGGUGCUCGAAGCAGGGAUGACCUUUCUCCGAGAUCAUGGGGAUGAGGUUGGCUGUUAUAGCUGCCGGUUCAUGGAUAUUGUCGACCCCGUCACGAGAAAUGCGGACAAAGACCGAACAUUUGGGUUGGCGUAUUUCGACGAGCUUGCCUCUCUUGAGAAAUGGAGCAGGGAGCAUCCCACACACCUGGCCAUCUUUGGUGGGUUUCUCAAGUACGCGGCCCAGCUGAACAAUGUCAUUACGCUCCGCCUGUUUCACGAGGUGCUGGUGGUCAAGCCGGAGCAGCAGCUGUUUGAAUACGUCGGGUGUCAUCCAGAGACGGGGAUGCUGGUAGCGAAAUGA